This is a messenger RNA of Papaver somniferum (opium poppy), 759 nucleotides long. Its product is annotated as acyl-CoA C20 Delta5-desaturase-like. Gene Ontology annotation, molecular function: oxidoreductase activity, acting on paired donors, with oxidation of a pair of donors resulting in the reduction of molecular oxygen to two molecules of water. Gene Ontology annotation, cellular component: endoplasmic reticulum membrane. The record is from RefSeq and is a predicted model, not a curated record. The transcript is spliced from 4 exons. Lineage: Eukaryota; Viridiplantae; Streptophyta; Magnoliopsida; Ranunculales; Papaveraceae. The annotation marks the transcript as partial. Gene Ontology annotation, biological process: lipid metabolic process.
UUCACUUGGAGUGCACUUUGGGUUGCCAUUAUAUUGAGUUUGGUAACUUUACCUAUAGGGAUAAGUCUUUCAUACCACAGAAACCUUAGUCACGAGAGUUUUAAGCUCACAAAAUCACUGGAAUACUUGUUCGCUUAUUUUGGGCUUCAUGCUGUACAGGGAGAUUCUAUGUAUUGGGUAAGUGUUCAUCGGUACCACCAUCAAUUUACUGAUACUGAUAGAGAUCCACAUACUCCAAUUAAAGGAUUGUGGUUUAGCCACUUGAAUUGGAUUUUUCAUCACAGCCAUAUCAAGGAAAAGUGUGGAGAACAAAGCAAUGUAAUGGAUUUACAAAAGCAAGCCUUCUAUAGGUUUCUUGGACGAACGCAAUCCUUUCAUAUAGGUGGACUGGCACUUAUGUUGUACGUCAUAGGACUGCCUUACCUUAUAUGGGGCAUGGGAGUAAGAGUUGCAGUUGGGCAUCACAUCACAUUGGCGGUGAAUUCAGUGUGUCAUCGAUGGGGGAAAAGGCCAUGGGAAACCAAUGAUUUGUCUACGAAAAAUUGGGUGAUGGGGAUAUUGAGCCAUGGAGAAGGUUGGCAUAAUAACCAUCAUGCUUUCGAGUUUUCAGCUCGACUAGGGCUGGAAUGGUGGCAAAUUGACGUACCUUGGUACUUUGUGAAGCUUCUUGAGCAUCUCGGAUUAGCAAAUGAUGUCAAAGUGCCAACUGUGUUUCAGAAACUAAAAUUGCGUUCCUAUCAGACAAUGUACUUGUGGUAG